CUCAGCCCCCGCAUCAGAACAGGUCUCCGCGGCGCUCGCCCUUCGCCGAGCCCUACCGCCGAGCCCGCCCCGGGCCGGCGUGCGCUGGUCAUCAAGGCCCAGGCUGCCGCUGCCGCUGCCGCGGCGCGUUCUUGAAAUCAUGAAUCCUGUUUAUAGCCCUGGUUCUUCUGGGGUUCCCUAUGCAAAUGCCAAAGGAAUUGGUUAUCCAGCUGGUUUCCCCAUGGGCUAUGCGGCCGCAGCUCCUGCCUAUUCCCCCAACAUGUACCCUGGAGCAAAUCCUACCUUCCAAACAGGUUACACUCCUGGCACACCUUACAAAGUGUCCUGUUCCCCCACCAGCGGGGCAGUGCCACCAUACUCCUCCUCCCCCAACCCCUACCAGACUGCUGUGUACCCUGUGCGAAGUGCCUACCCCCAGCAGAGCCCCUAUGCACAGCAGGGCACGUACUACACACAGCCCCUGUAUGCAGCACCCCCUCAUGUCAUCCACCACACCACGGUGGUGCAGCCCAACGGCAUGCCAGCAACAGUGUACCCUGCUCCCAUCCCUCCACCUAGAGGCAAUGGCGUCACCAUGGGCAUGGUGGCUGGGACCACUAUGGCCAUGUCAGCAGGUACCCUGCUGACCGCCCACUCCCCAACUCCUGUUGCCCCCCACCCAGUCACUGUGCCCACGUAUCGGGCCCCAGGAACGCCCACCUACAGCUACGUGCCCCCUCAGUGGUGAUCACCCUGCAAAUGUUUGAGGAUGGAGCUGUGCAGUCACAUCUUGGAGGUUCCACAGCUGGUGCUGCAGGCCUCGCGCCUCCAACCUGGACUUUCUUCUUAAUGCUCUCGACACUUAGCUAACACUACUCUGGCCCGGCCCAGCAGGUCCCAGCGCCAUUAGUUUCCAACUGACUCUGUGGGUUGGUCUUAAAGCAAUUCCUGUUUUGUGGGCUGCCUGGCAAUUUUUUAGCUAACUGUAAUGAUAAAAAGGGAGUAUUAAUCUAUUCUGAAUCAUAUCUAGUUGAAUGCAUGUUUAAAAAAAACAAACAAAAAACAAAGCUUGCUCAAUCUACCUGCAGUGACUGAUGCAAAACCAUCAUAUGCAAAACCCAAAGGAAUGGAAAAGCAUUUUACAACUUGUAUCACUAAUGCACUGUU
Molecule: messenger RNA, 1146 nt
Organism: Puma concolor (puma)
Lineage: Eukaryota; Metazoa; Chordata; Mammalia; Carnivora; Felidae
Gene: FAM168B
Product: family with sequence similarity 168 member B
Source: RefSeq, a predicted model, not a curated record